UAGAUUUAUCUAUAAAAUCACAACCAAAAAACGGAGCAUAACCGCCCGAACGGGAGAGAGAGAGGGAGACAGAGAGAGAGAGAAAGAGAUUGUGGAAGCUCGAAAACUCAUUCAUGAAUAUGAUAUGAUGUAUGUAAGCAUUCGCCUCGCUCUCCGCGUCUCCUCUCUGCACAAUUAUUGCGUGUCGAACAAGCUAACUCACUGAGUCACUCACAGCAGUCAACACCGAGCCUUCCUGUUUCGUCCUCUACUUCUUCUCUUCUAGUCUCUCGCAAUGGUCCUGCUCUCGCAGAUUCGCAACAAUGGUGACCGGAGCUUCUCCUGUGCUCUCUCCGUUGCUCACGACGACGACCUCAUCGACUCCACUGAAACGCCGCGUUUCAGCGAGGACCUUGACUCCACCUGCUCUACGCCUUACGUCAGUGCUCCUUCCAGCCCCGGCCGUGGGGCUCCCACUGGUUACUUCUAUAGUGCGCCUGCGAGUCCCAUGCACUUCAUGCUAUCUUCUGCUCCGUCAACCACAUGCAAGCCAUCCGAGCCGGCAGCGUUUCUGCCUGACACGUCGUCGUCCGAGUUUGAGUUCUCGUCGCGUUUCUCAACCAAUGGUUCUAUAGCUGUUGGAUCCAUGAGCUCUGCCGACGAGUUGUUCUUGAAUGGACAGAUCAGGCCCAUGAAGCUUUCCACGCACCUGCAGAGGCCACAGAUCUUGGUCCCCUUGCUGGAUCUUGAGGUCGAGGAAGAUGAAGACAAUGAUAAGAACGAUGACGAGUUCAAGCAGAGUGACGAGUCGGUGAAGCGAGGGAGAGAUCUGAAGCUCAGAAGUAGAUCUCUUCAUAGAAAAGCGAGAUCGCUAUCACCUCUUCGAAGUGCAGAGUUCCAGUGGCACGAGGAGGAGUGCAAUAGAGAACGAGAUGUCAGCGAGCACAGUUUGGAGUUACGAGAUGAUGAAGAGACGAAACAGAGCGAGUCGACUCCGUCCGAUUCCAGUUCGUCGUCACGGUCGUCGUCCUCUGGUAGGAACUCGAAGAAGUGGAUAUUCUUGAAGGACCUGUUGUAUAGAAGUAAGAGCGAAGGGAGAGGAAACGGGAAGGAAAAGUUCUGGUCGUCCAUUUCUUUCUCCCCUUCGAAAGAGAGGAAGCUCCAUCCACCUCCAUUGACCAUCUCCAGGGAGGAGAAACUAUCUCUUUCCUCUGAUAGUAAUAGCAGUAAUACUACAGAUGUCAAAAAGCAAAAGCCGAAGCAGAAGCUGAAGGAAGCUAAACAGGUUUCUGGCAAAAAGCCAGCUGUAGGGAAACUGGCUAAUGGCGUCGCAAAACGACGUGUUCCUCCAUCGGCGCAUGAGUUGCACUACACAGCGAAUAGGGCCCAAGCGGAGGAGAUGAAGAAAAGGACCUUCUUGCCGUACAGGCAUGGACUAUUUGGAUGCUUAGGAUUCAGUUCAAAAGGGUACGGUGCGCUCAAUGGACUAGCGAGGACCUUGAAUCCAGUCUCGUCCAGCUCUCUGCAGGAUGGUGAUGGUGGCAUCUACUGGGGUCUCUUCUCUUGUCUCGUUGUUUUGAUGUGCUUGUGGAUGGAUUUUUUCAGACAUAUAAUUGAGGGAUUACUCAAGUAGUAGGGGAUAUCAGUGGACCCUUCACUGUAAUCUGACCACAAGCCACCCAAAACAAUCCCAAUGUUCUUUUCCACACGCUUCAGCGAUUUGAGUUCUUGCGAUUCUAAUUGCUUCUCCCCCCUUUUGAUAGAAUCGUACAAUGGAAUCGCCGUUAUCAUUGAACCUAAAGAUUUUUAGGUCAUAGUUUUAUUUUUUUAUUUCAGUUUCGUGAGUGGAAAUUAGUUUAGUUAGGGGAUAUAGGUUAACAUUAUAUCUCUCUGUAUGAUUAUUAAAA
This is a messenger RNA of Carica papaya (papaya), 1886 nucleotides long. RefSeq names its product stress response NST1-like protein (DUF1645). Lineage: Eukaryota; Viridiplantae; Streptophyta; Magnoliopsida; Brassicales; Caricaceae. The record is from RefSeq and is a predicted model, not a curated record.